UAGAGGGCUGACAAAAAACAGAAAAAUGACACAUAAUUGGGAGGGUACAAGUCUUCACGUGUACUAAUUGGGAAAACAAGGAAAGGGAUGUAAGUAUAAUUUAAGAAAAUCCUAUUCACAACAAUGCAAUUGUGAACAAUCUCAGGGGGAAUUCAGUGUAAUUAACACCAAAAGCGAUAGAGGGGUAAAAUUCGACUACUUUUCUACUUCUCAAGAAGACUAGAACUGAGAAAUCGAAUUUCAGAAGGCGAAAAUGGCGAUGGCGAGCAUGGCCCGAAGAAAAUCAUCCUUGCUCCUGUCGAAGAGCCUCUGCAAUUCGUCCGAUGCUUUCAAGUACUCCCUCUCUCUAACCUCCUUCUCGAGGGGCUUCGCGUCUGGAUCCGGUGACGACAACGACGUCGUCGUCAUCGGAGGUGGGCCAGGCGGCUACGUCGCCGCCAUCAAGGCGGCCCAGUUGGGGCUGAAGACGACGUGUAUCGAGAAGCGUGGUACUCUCGGCGGCACGUGUCUCAACGUCGGUUGCAUCCCUUCCAAGGCUCUUCUUCAUUCUUCCCACAUGUACCAUGAAGCCCUGCAUUCAUUUGCCAACCAUGGUGUCAAGUUUCCUUCUGUUGAAGUUGAUCUACCUGCCAUGAUGGCCCAAAAAGAUAAAGCUGUAACUAAUCUGACACGUGGUAUUGAAGGUCUCUUUAAGAAAAACAAAGUAAACUACGUUAAAGGUUAUGGAAAAUUCAUCUCUCCUUCUGAAGUCUCUGUCGAUAGCCUGGAAGGUGAGAACACUGUUGUGAAAGGCAAAAAUAUAAUAGUUGCUACUGGUUCUGAUGUCAAGUCUCUUCCUGGGAUUACCAUUGAUGAGAAGAGGAUUGUAUCAUCGACUGGUGCUUUAGCUUUGUCGGAAAUCCCAAAGAAACUCAUAGUCAUUGGAGCUGGCUACAUUGGCCUUGAGAUGGGCUCAGUGUGGGGCCGUCUUGGUUCGGAGGUCACAGUUGUCGAAUUUGCAGCCGACAUCGUUCCAACCAUGGAUAGUGAAGUACGCAAGCAAUUCCAACGCACCCUUGAGAAGCAGAAGAUGAAGUUUAUGCUGAAAACUAAGGUUGUAUCAGUUGACACUUCUGGAAAUGGCGUGAAGUUGACCCUUGAACCAGCUGCUGGCGGUGAGCAGAGUACACUGGAAGCUGAUGCUGUUCUUGUCUCUGCAGGCAGGACUCCAUUUACGUCUGGGCUUGGAUUGGACAAGAUAGGAGUGGAAACUGACAAGGUUGGUCGAAUCAUAGUUAACGGACGGUUCUCGACUAAUGUACAAGGAGUCUAUGCAAUUGGAGACGUCAUUCCUGGGCCGAUGUUAGCCCAUAAAGCAGAAGAGGAUGGAGUUGCAUGCGUGGAGUUCAUAGCAGGCAAGGAAGGCCAUGUGGACUAUGAUAUGGUCCCCGGAGUUGUAUAUACGCACCCGGAAGUGGCGUAUGUCGGAAAGACUGAGGAACAAGUGAAGGCACUCGGGGUUGAUUACCGGGUUGGGAAGUUUCCUUUCUUGGCAAAUAGCAGGGCCAAGGCAAUAGAUGAUGCUGAGGGAUUGGUUAAGAUUUUGGCUGAGAAAGAGAGUGAUAAGAUAUUGGGGGUUCAUAUAAUGUCUCCAAAUGCUGGGGAGCUCAUUCACGAGGCAGUGCUGGCGUUGCAGUAUGGAGCGUCAAGUGAGGACAUUGCACGCACGUGCCAUGCGCAUCCGACUAUGAGCGAGGCGCUGAAAGAGGCUGCCAUGGCCACAUAUGACAAGCCCAUUCACAUUUAGAUGAUGUGUUCUCUCUACUUUGCUCUUGUUUCUCUAUUUAGUUGAGAGUGUCAGACUUAAAAGGCUUUCAGAUUUCCAAGAGUUAUUACUCGAGUAGUUCCGAGUGAACCAUUAAAUAUUUGCUUUUCUCCACACAUCAUAAUUCACAUACAGUCGCAGGAUUCUUUUGGUUGCUUUCUCACCUGUGUUUUUGUGUAAUAACAAUUCAAGGGGAACCUGAAGUUAAUGUAGUAUUGCAGCUCUCC
Messenger RNA from Rhododendron vialii, 2031 nucleotides. RefSeq names its product dihydrolipoyl dehydrogenase, mitochondrial. Bases 254 to 1786 code for a protein of 510 amino acids. Gene Ontology annotation, cellular component: mitochondrion; oxoglutarate dehydrogenase complex. Gene Ontology annotation, molecular function: dihydrolipoyl dehydrogenase (NADH) activity; flavin adenine dinucleotide binding. The record is from RefSeq and is a predicted model, not a curated record. Lineage: Eukaryota; Viridiplantae; Streptophyta; Magnoliopsida; Ericales; Ericaceae. The transcript has 2 exons.